Messenger RNA from Paramuricea clavata, 1389 nucleotides. The record is from the annotation of a GenBank genome assembly. Lineage: Eukaryota; Metazoa; Cnidaria; Anthozoa; Malacalcyonacea; Plexauridae.
AUGGUGUACAAUUAUACUGAGUAUCGAGUUCUGGAUGAUGGCAUAAAGAUUUGUAACUCCACUGAUAACGACGCAAGGAAUACUUGGAAACUACGUAAUGACUGGGUAAAGGCGACAAUGCAUUACAAAAGUUGCAAUAAACCCAUUGCACCCUUUCGGUUGUAUCAAAAGUAUUACAUUGUGAAUAAGCAGUUCACUGUCUAUUUCGCAGCCAGGAGUCAAUAUUUCACAAGAAAUAGCUAUGGGGUGAGAGACGGUAAACCUCAGGUAUGCAAUGAAAAGUUCAAACCCACAUCAUCAGAGUAUACCCAGGAAGAUCUAUUAAUGUGCAACGAUUCAAUGACCAAUAUAAAAUACGAUGAUGAAUACACAGUUCGGAUUGACUUUUCAAUACUCUAUAAGAACAAGGUGUAUGAUUAUACUGAGUAUCGAGUUCUGAAUGACGGUAUAAAGAUUUGUAACUCCACUGAUAAGUACGUAAAGAAUAUUUGGAAACUGCGUAAUGACUGGGUAAAGGCGACAAUGCAUCAAAAAAGUUGCAAUCAACCCGUAGACGUCCAUGCGAUCUCCCAAGAGUUUUAUACUGUUCGUAUGGAUUUUAGCGUUCUCAUUUUGCCAACAGAUCAGGUGAUAGCAAAGUAUGAUUAUGGUGUGUUUGAAGGUAAACUUAAAAUAUGUAAAGAAAAAUUGAUAAUGUCGUAUUACGUAAAAUUGAUAGGCCGCAUUAAGCCAGCUGGAGUAGCAGUAUUAUGUGCUUUAGCGCUUUCUAUGAUUUGUUUGCUAUUGUUGUUGAUAGUUUAUUGCAUGCUUCCAGAACUGCGCACUCUUCCUGGUUUGAAUUUAAUGAGUUUAAGUUUCGCCGUUUUGUUGUUGCUGACUUACACUGCAGUAUACCUUUCGCUGUAUUCACGUGUAGGUCAAGUGUUAAAGAUCCCUGCAUGUGACAGGAUAGAAAUAACAAAGAGGUUUAUUUUGUAUAGCAUAAUUACGAACGCUGCUGCUAAUGUCUAUCACUUAAGAAAAACCUUUUGUGGCAACACUCUAGUGAAAUCUGAUGUGGAAAACAAGUGGAAAACAUUCUUGAAGUAUAGUGUCUUUAGCUGGGGUGUUCCUCUCAUCAUAACUAUUGUUUAUAUUGUGCUUGAUAAGACAGAUGUUUUAAGAUUUCAUCAUGCAGAUAGUGCUGAUUGUGUCAGUCGUCUUAAUAAUUCUGAUUGGUUAGCUGUUAUGGAAGAAUAUGGUCUUCCGGGUUGUCUUUUGUUGUACAUUAUUGUAAUGUUCUCCUUCACUGCUUAUCGAAUUCGCCAAAAACUCAAAGCAAGCAGCAACAUUGCACAGAAAUCAAAUAUUGUUAAGAAACGCAAUAGCUUUGUCCUAUUGCUUAAGUAG